AGGUUUUUGGCUACUGAUGUUACAGACAAUACAAUAUUGGAGCAUAGAGUUGAAGAAAAGACUCAAACCAGGUUUGUAUUUAAUUAGUUAAAAAUAUGGAUCCCGAAACAAAAGGACAAGAGAUUAUCAAAGUGACACCUCUUCAACAAAUGCUUGCCUCAUGUACUGGAGCUAUACUGACAUCACUAAUAGUGACACCCCUGGAUGUUGUUAAAAUUAGACUCCAAGCCCAAAACAACCCACUCCCCAAAGGAAAAUGUUUUGUAUAUAGUAAUGGUCUCAUGGAUCAUCUAUGUGUCUGUGAAGAAGGAGGCAACAAACUGUGGUAUAAGAAGCCAGGAAAUUUCCAGGGAACAUUGGAUGCCUUUUUUAAAAUCAUUCGAAAUGAGGGCAUUAAAUCUCUAUGGAGUGGCCUUCCUCCUACCCUAGUGAUGGCAGUUCCUGCCACAGUUAUUUAUUUUACCUGCUAUGAUCAAUUAAGUGCUCUUCUGAGAUCUAAGUUAGGAGAAAAUGAAACCUACAUACCAAUUGUUGCUGGAAUUGUAGCCAGAUUUGGUGCAGUAACUGUGAUAAGUCCACUGGAAUUGAUUAGAACCAAGAUGCAGUCCAAGAAGUUUUCUUACACGGAACUGCAUCGAUUUGUCAGCAAGAAAGUAUCUGAAGAUGGUUGGAUUUCCCUUUGGAGGGGCUGGGCUCCUACUGUUCUUAGAGAUGUACCUUUCUCAGCAAUGUACUGGUAUAACUAUGAAGUUUUAAAGAAGUGGUUAUGUGAGAAGUCUGGUUUAUAUGAGCCAACAUUUAUGAUCAACUUUACUUCAGGGGCAUUGUCUGGUUCUCAGUCUGUGGGCCAAGUUUCUAUGCCUUUGCAUAUGUCAACCUGGGUUAUAAUGAAGAACAUUGUUGCUAAAAAUGGAUUUUCCGGAUUAUUUUCAGGCCUAAUUCCUCGCUUAAUUAAAAUUGCUCCUGCUUGUGCCAUUAUGAUCAGUACAUACGAAUUUGGAAAGGCUUUUUUCCAGAAACAAAAUGUUCGAAGGCAGCAGUACUAGUGAUGCUGUUUCAACUUGAAACAACAACUAUAACCAAAGAAGAUGGAGACUCUUAGGCAAGAAUGUUUUUCACCAUUAUUCUCUUACAAUGAUUUUAAGUCUUUCUUUCCUAUAAUUUAAAUAAAUGAUUUCAGCUCUACCUCUAAACCAUAAUUUUAAAAUAAAUUUUAUCCUAUUUUUGGUGAUACAGAAAAAAAUAUUCUAGAAAUCACCACCAUUGAGCAUUCUUGUAAAAAUAAGACAAAUUACUCCUUAGCAUCAAAAGCAAUCUCUGCGAGUUUAAUAUUAUAUGUUUCAGUGUAACAUCAUCUUAUUGGGAGUGUGUCGGAUACACAAGAACUUUUUGAAUUGUGUGCUGAAUGAUGUACGUAGUCUAGAAAAAAGCCCAAGUCUUGUGCACAUUUAAAUCAUGUACAUAGGUAUUUCUGUAUUUCAGUAAAGUAGGUAAGGCAGUCGUUAAAUAGCAUUGUUGACAUUGACCAAAUAUUGCCUGUUUCCUUUAAUUCAAAUGCAUUAGGUUCCCGCCUCCCUGUCCCUCCCUGCCAUGUUGCUGUUUUAAGGCUUCACAUGUAUUAAGAUUUCUUUGAUCAAAAUUGUGGCUGUUCUCCUUAUGAACCAUAAUAUAAUCAUUUGUGUGCUGUACAUUGUGCCAUUUUUGAUGACUAAAUGUCUAUAUUUCUGCUGUUCCUGUAAGAGAGGGAGUUUUUUACUGAUAGUAGCAAAUGUUCACUUCAGCCAAACUUGGGUGUUCAGUGGUAAAUUACAUAGUAUUUAGACUGGUAAAAAUAGUUUGCACACAGGAAUAGCCUCUGAUUUUUAGCCAUCUUGUAAUCCAAGUAUCAUUGUUCACGGAAUUCUCUAGGUCAUUUUUAUUGUCUUGUUCUAACAAGACAUUAUUGCUACAAUAAUAGUUACAAAAUAUUUCUAAAAUAUCCUUUGAUUUUUACACUAAGUAUGGUAGAGUAAGAGGCUAAACAAGAAGCUGUUUCCUUGAAGACAUUGCUUUCAGUCACCGUACAUGUCUAAAUACUUUAGCUUAUCAUUCAUUGUAUGUAGGAAUGAGAUAAGAAAGGAUAUGAUGGCAGGAAAAGAAAUGCUGUCAUUUUUUAUACUUUAGUUUUAUUGUCUUAGGAUCUAUAUCCUUUAAAAAGAAAACAGCACUUUAUUGCAGUCUUUAUUUUAGGAAAAUGUGAAGCAUUUUUUUUCCUCUCCUAAAAUGAAUAGAUGACAAGUCUUUAGUGCUGGUAGAGGAACUAAUUGAUUUUGUACUAUAGUAGGAAAGUGUAACACCAGAAAUAAAGUAUAUAGGGUUUGCAUGUAAUCUUCUGUUUAUUUUAUCCUAUGUUGAUUUACCUUAAAUUUGCAACAUAUCUACAUAAAUAUUCAUGACUUUCUUAUAUUUCAUUAAAAUGUUUAUGCCUUCUUAAAAUCACUGUGCUUCUAAAUAUUUUUAUAUAAAAUCAUUGUAUAAUGCUGUACUGUGAUAUAUAUAUAUGAAAGUUUAUCUUGAACAGUGCUAACAAUAUUAAAUUUAAAUUUAUCUUAGUUUUGCUAUGCUUAUGGAUAAUUCAUAGAAAAAAAGCAGAAAAACUUAAUACUGUUCCCAAAAGGCAGUUACAUAUUUCAGUUUAAUAUCACCUAUAAGUAUGAGAAAGGUUUCCAUGUCUCCUACCCCACACUGCACUUAGGAAAAUUCUUACUUAUGAAUAAAGUAAUAUAAGUAAAUCUAAA
Molecule: messenger RNA, 2777 nt
Organism: Mandrillus leucophaeus (drill)
Lineage: Eukaryota; Metazoa; Chordata; Mammalia; Primates; Cercopithecidae
Gene: SLC25A40
Product: solute carrier family 25, member 40
Exons: 11
Coding region: 96-1046 (316 amino acids)
Biological process (GO): mitochondrial transmembrane transport
Source: RefSeq, a predicted model, not a curated record